AUGUCGUCCCGCUUCUCGGCCGCAAGGCCAAAGCGAGAUGGGGAGAACUUCGCGCGGAUGCACCACAACAAAGACGAAUCCGACAGCAAGCGGGUCAAGUUCGACGUGCGAAAUCCGUCGACGCUGGCGCCGGAUGCCCGCGAGGAUGACGCGGUGCUGGAUGCGGAUGUCAUCGGCGGAACCGGUGCGACAAAGCGAGGUGCCGUGAACCUCGACGGCUAUGACAGCGAUUCCGACAACGAGACCUUCAACGCGAGAGCUGCGACCCGCAAGGCAGGCAACGUCGACUGGAACAAGCUUGACAACUACGAUGCCAAGGGCGGUGGUGCGGACGGCACAACAACUACGGCCAACGGCGGAGACGACGACGACGAUGACGAUAUGUUUGCCGCAGACGACAAGGAUGCAGGUGACGCUGCAGAACCGGAAUCUGCAGAUUUCGACAAAUCUGGCCGCAAGAAGAAGGAUAUCCGAUUUCUUGACGCGGCUAAUAUCCAAGGCCAAGAAGAGACAAGCAAAAGCGGAGGCCAUGUCAGGCUCGAUGACCAAGAGAGCAGCGACGACGAAGCCGACGUUGAGCUCGCCAUCCAGGAAGAAGGGCUGGACCAGGAAGUCGGCGCUGGCGGUUUGAAGCGAAAUGCGCCAAAAGUGGAAGCCUUCAACCUUAACGAGGAAAUGCAGGAGGGCCGCUUUGACACAGAGGGGAAUUACGUGCGCAAGGCCGGCGACCCGGACGCCCAGCACGACAACUGGCUCAACGGCCUAAGCAAGAAAGACAUGAAGAAGGCGGCAGAGGCUCACGAGCGGCGCGAGGCUGAAGCUCGGAAACAGCGCAUCCAGGAGGACGGCGUCCUGGUAUCGGACCUCCUCAAAACGCUGAUCCUGCAGCUGGAGAAGGCUGAGACGCCACUGGAGGCGCUGGCCAGGCUUGGAAAGAACCAGGUCAAGCCGACAAAGAAGAUUCCCAAAUGGAAGCUCAAGAAGAUGAACAAGGGCGCGGACGGCAUGGACGUCGACCCCGACGCCACUGAGGAUCCAGAGCAGGCCAGACUCAAGCAAUCCAUCGACGCCAUCACCGACGCAGCUGACAAAUUGCUCAGCCGCGAUUAUGAGGACGUUUACGACCAAGAAAGAGAGAUGCUAGUCCGGGAGUAUCGGCGCGAAACCGGUGAGGAUUGGGUCGAGCCUGAGCCUCGAGGCAACACGAAGGUCGGUGACGCCGAAGCGUCGGGUGACGAGACCAAGUGGGAGUUUCGAUGGACUGACGGUCGCGACGGCGGAGAUACGCAGGGCCCAUUCGACACUGCCAUGAUGAAGGCGUGGCAGGAUGCCGGCUAUUUCGGUGAAGGAGUCGAGUUCCGCCGUGUCGGCGACGGUGGCGACUGGAGCCAGACGGCCACCUUUACAUGA
Purpureocillium lilacinum is the source of this 1410-nucleotide messenger RNA. RefSeq lists its product as uncharacterized. NCBI's taxonomy places the organism in Eukaryota, Fungi, Ascomycota, Sordariomycetes, Hypocreales, Ophiocordycipitaceae. Gene Ontology annotation, molecular function: protein binding. The record is from RefSeq and is a predicted model, not a curated record. Gene Ontology annotation, cellular component: U5 snRNP.